Molecule: messenger RNA, 3648 nt
Organism: Caenorhabditis bovis
Lineage: Eukaryota; Metazoa; Nematoda; Chromadorea; Rhabditida; Rhabditidae
Source: the annotation of a GenBank genome assembly
AUGCCCGAAUAUGGAGCAUCGCUCGAGGAGCUUCGAGCUCUUAUGGAGUAUCGAGGCGCCGAAGCAAAAGAGAAAAUAGAGAAUGAUUAUGGAGGGAUAAACGGAUUAUGUCAGAAACUGCAAACAGAUCCCAAUAAUGGUCUGCCGAAUACGGAAACCGAGUUGACAAAACGGCGAGAAGUGUUCGGAGCGAAUGAGAUCCCACCGCAUCCGCCGAAAUGUUUUCUUCAGCUUGUUUGGGAAGCACUUCAAGAUGUUACCCUUGUGAUUCUUCUUGUUUCUGCUAUUGUCUCGCUUGCCUUGUCAUUCUAUCGGCCGCCCGGUGAAGAAACCGUUGGUGUCGAUGAUGGUGAACACGAUGCUGGAUGGAUCGAAGGUGUCGCUAUCCUGAUUUCUGUCAUUGUUGUCGUUUUGGUUACUGCUCUCAAUGAUUACACGAAGGAAAGACAAUUCAGAGGACUUCAAGCUAAAAUUGAAACCGAACAUCGAUUCUUUGUGAUCCGUGGCGGACAAUCCGUGCAGGUCGUCGUCAAUGAGUUGGUGGUUGGAGAUGUGGCUCAGAUAAAAUAUGGUGACCUGUUGCCUGCUGAUGGUGUUGUAAUCCAAUCGAAUGAUCUUAAAAUUGAUGAAUCGUCUCUCACCGGUGAAUCUGAUCAGAUUCGUAAGAGCCCUGAUCACGAUCCGAUGCUUUUGUCUGGAACUCACGUUAUGGAAGGAUCUGGAAAAAUGCUUGUCACCGCUGUUGGUGUCAACUCUCAAACUGGUAUCAUCAUGACGCUUCUUGGAGCCGCGAAAUCGGUCGCCGAGGAAGAACGGAAAACGGCGAAACGCGAAGGUGGCGACGGAGCAUGCGGAGCUGAAGAAGGCACUGCACAGGCACUUCUCGGAAAAGGUGAAGAGGCAUUGGCAAACGGCAAAAUUGAUGCGGCUGCUGAUGAUUCGAACAAGAAGGAGCGUUCGGUUCUUCAGGCGAAACUCACGCGAUUGGCUAUUCAGAUUGGAUAUGCAGGAUCAUUUGUUGCUGGAUGCACUGUGAUCAUUCUCAUCAUUCGUUUCUGUAUUUCUCGCUAUGCUAUUGAAGGAAAAUCGUUCUCAUUGGCUGACUUCCAGCACUUCAUCAACUUCCUCAUCAUCGGUGUCACUGUGCUUGUCGUCGCUGUGCCGGAAGGACUUCCACUUGCCGUUACGUUGUCCCUUGCUUAUUCCGUUAAGAAGAUGAUGAAAGACAAUAACUUGGUUCGCCAUCUUGAUGCUUGCGAAACUAUGGGUAAUGCCACGUCGAUUUGCUCGGAUAAAACUGGAACUCUCACCACGAAUCGAAUGACUGUCGUCCAAUCGUUCAUCAACGAUGUUCACUACAAGGAGACACCCAAGAUUGAGCAACUCGACAAGAACACCCUUAAGAUGAUGGUGGAUUGUAUCUCGAUCAACUCGAGCUAUUCGUCGCAAGUUAUUCCGCCGAAAAUGUUGGGAGAGCAGGCGACGCAACUCGGUAACAAAACCGAAUGCGGAAUGCUCGGAUUUGUUUUGGCAUUAGGAAAAAGCUAUCAGGAGAUUCGUGAUCGUCAUCCAGAGGAGACUAUUCCAAAGGUUUACACUUUCAACUCUGUUCGUAAGAGCAUGUCGACUGUUAUUAACCUUCCUGAUGGCGGAUACCGUGUGUUCAGCAAAGGAGCUUCGGAAAUUGUUACUAAACGAUGCAAAUGGUUCAUGGGAAAGAACGGGCAGAUCAAGAAGUUCACAACGAAGGAUGCUGAGAAUCUUGUUCGCGAUGUGAUUGAGCCAAUGGCUUCUGAUGGAUUGAGAACAAUCUGUGUGGCCUACAAGGAUUACGUUCCAGCUAGCAAGAAGACCGAAGAUAACCAGAUCGCUUACAACUCGGAGCCAGAUUGGGAUAAUGAAGAGCAGAUUGUCGGCGACAUGACGGCGAUCGCGAUUCUCGGAAUUCAGGAUCCUGUGCGUCCGGAAGUUCCCGCCGCUAUCACCAGAUGCCAAGAAGCCGGUAUCACCGUCAGAAUGGUCACUGGAGAUAACAUCAACACUGCCCGCUCGAUUGCUACUGCUUGUGGAAUCUUGAGACCAGGAGAGGACUUCAUCGCUCUCGAAGGAAAGGACUUCAAUGCUCGUAUUCGCGAUGAGAACGGCGAAGUAUCCCAGGAGAAGCUGGAUCAGAUUUGGCCAAAAUUGAGAGUGUUGGCUCGUGCUCAGCCAUCCGAUAAGUACACGCUCGUCAAAGGUAUUAUCGACUCGAGAGUCACCGAUUCGCGAGAAGUCGUCGCUGUCACUGGUGACGGUACUAAUGACGGUCCAGCUUUGAAGAAGGCCGAUGUCGGAUUUGCUAUGGGAAUUGCUGGUACUGAUGUAGCUAAAGAGGCUUCGGAUAUUAUCCUUACCGAUGACAACUUCACCUCGAUUGUUAAGGCUGUGAUGUGGGGAAGAAAUGUUUAUGACUCGAUUGCGAAAUUCCUUCAAUUCCAAUUGACUGUCAACGUCGUUGCUGUCGUUGUUGCAUUCGUCGGAGCUUGCGCUAUUCAAGACACACCACUCAAGGCCGUCCAAAUGCUCUGGGUUAACUUGAUUAUGGACACCCUUGCAUCGCUUGCUUUGGCCACUGAAAUGCCGACGGAAGAGCUGCUCAAGAGAAAACCGUACGGAAGAACCUCGCCACUCAUUUCACGUACGAUGAGCAAAAACAUUCUUGGACACGCCUUCUACCAGCUUGUCAUUUUGUUUGUCUUGAUCUUCUACGGAGAGGUUUUGUUUGAUAUCCCAUCCGGACGUUGGGCUCCACUUCAUUCGCCUCCAUCGGUUCACUUCACUAUUAUCUUCAACACGUUCGUCAUGAUGACAUUGUUCAACGAAAUUAACGCCAGAAAAAUUCACGGAGAGAGAAAUAUCUUCAAGGGAUUGUUCUCGAAUCCGAUCUACUACGUCAUCUGGAUCGCAACAAUGGCUUCGCAAGUCAUCAUUGUACAGUUCGGAGGAAUGUGGUUCAGCACUGCCAAACUGAACCUCACCCAAUGGCUUUGGUGUUUGGCUUUCGGUGUUGGAACUCUUCUCUGGGGACAGAUUGUCACAACGAUUCCAACUGGAUCGCUUCCAGCUAACAUGACAAUCGGAUCUGGUGAAGCUCCAGACAAUGAUCCAUUGAUGCCUGAUUACGAAGACGCUGAUACUCAUGAGAAACGUUCCGGACAAAUCUUGUGGGUCCGCGGAUUGACAAGGCUUCAGACACAGCUUCGCGUCGUCAAAGCGUUCCGAUCUUCUCUUGAAGACUUUGAAGAUCGGCGAUCGAUUGCCUCAACACACUCGAUGCAAUCGAUGCGAGGAUUGUGGGGACGUCAUACAACGACGGCGGCGUCGCCGGAUCUCGCUGGAACUCGGCAUGCGAUGGCGGCGUUGAGCCACCGGCAGAGUCCGCAACCGUAUCCGUACUAUCAUCAUCAGCAGCCGCGGACACCGUCACCUCAGCCGCAUAUUGUAGUUGAGAACGGCACGGCGGCGUCGGCAACGACGAACGGCAAAAUGGAGAAGGUGCCGUUAGUUCAGCAAUGGUCCCCGGAUACGAACUCGUCGUAUACGCAAACGCAACGAAGCAUGAAUAAGAGCAUGUCGCUGGAUACGCCGGUCUCUGUGGCGCACGUUUAA